CCAACCAUGCACCUUGCACGCCUUGGCAACGCUUCAGAAAUCAAUGAUUUGAUCAACUAGAUUUUUCUACAUUAGUUAGUCGUUUGUCAAUGUAACGUUAACUGUCUAACCUUUAUAACGAUAUAGCUAAUCACUGUAUUCAACGUCGCUUGCGUUUGGCGUCCACGAGUCAAGAGGCACCAACAGACGAUAUGCCAGCCAAGCAAGGUGGAAGUAGCUAAAGUAACCAUAUCAACAGACAAGACAGGCUCGAAGCUGGGGACAGGGGUAAAACAAAACUGAUCAGAGUAGGAAUCUUACAGCAAACUAGCCAGCUAGUAAGGGAAAUUGUUAUCUAUCGGUAAAAUAAGCGUUUACCACGUGUUAAUGUAUUUAAAUGAGUCUAGUAGCUAGCUACAAAGAACGUAUUGCUACCCUUUUGCUAUCUCGCGUAGUAGCUCCUAGGAUUAGCAGUUAACGCGUAGCGACUUCGUUGAAUUGCAUUGGAUAGCGCUAGAAAGGUUAGCUAGCUAGCUAGCUAGAUUAACGUUUGAAUACAGUAUUUUCUAUAUACAUAAUUAAAAUGCAUAAUGAAGAUGUAUCAUUAGGAUGACAAUAGUUGCUUUCAAGUGUGUCUGACUAGCACGUUCAGGGCAAGCAGCUAGCCAAACCAGUUUGGUAAAUCUGUGUUAGCGCAAUCAGGUUGCUAAAGUGUUAGCUAGCAACUGUAGGUUUACGAUUUGGUGGAUAAAUACACUUUUUCUAGCUGUCUUGAAACGAUUCACGGCCCACCAGAAUCGUUCAGAUAAUUUGACUCUGGACUCGUUAGAUAGUUAAAUAAUUUGGCACUUGCAUGCUUGGCUAGUGUUUGCUAUAGCAUUUAGGCCACGUCGCUGCAGAUGCAUUUCAUCCACUGACAGCGUCAUUGGAUGAAUGCAAACAAGACAGGCGACAACUGUGCGGAAGAGGGAAGGCGCGUGAAUAACUAUUCCCCACAUUUCCUGCAGCUAGCUAAUGCAAUUAACUCGAUUGGGGUUUGAUACAAAUGCUUUCUUUAUUGACUAUGUCAGUGGCUGUAUGUUUGCCGUAAUUGAACGGCAUGUCAGCUACCCAAUUUGUUUACCAGUGGAAGUAUAGGCUUUUCUAGAUCAAUUAUAGAACACAUUCUGAAAUGGUUGGCUUUGGCGCAAACCGACGGGGAGGCCGUCUGCCGUCCUUCAUCCUGAUCGCAUUGAUGGUGAUCAUUGCCAUACUGUCUUUCAACUACUGGACUGUGUCCAACAAGCAAGGGCGCCUAUUGGACGAGUUGGCUGAGGUGCAGACACAGGUGAAGCGGACCGACGCGGCGCGCAGUCGACUGGAGAAGCGCAACUCGGAGCUGAUGGUGCAGGUAGACACGCACAGGAAACAGAUCGAUCAGAAGGAAGGAGAUAACAGCAUGCUGGAGGGCAAGCUGCACGCUCGUGAAGCACUCAUCAAAAAGUGCACAGAUGAAAAGGUGGGUAGGACUCGAUACUAGAUCACUUCAUCCAUCUGUAGUAACUAUGCUUCCUAGUUCAUGCAGGUCUCAGGCAUAUUAACUAACUGUGCCAGAGGUUUGACAGGUGGAAAGCAGCCUUGCACCUGCAUCCUAUUGUUGUAUUACAGUAGAGGGCAAAACCUAGUGUCACCUACCAACAUGGGUAAAAACUGAGCAGUCUCCAGCAAUGUUUUGAAUGCCUAAAACACACACGCAAGCAAGCCAAAGUUGAAAGUGGGUUGUCCCAGUGCAUUGUCGUCAUCUAAGCCUCAGAGAUGAGUUUGAGGUACACGUCAGUACAACCUAAGUGACACCUUUUUUAUUUACUUCCUAAUUCAAGGAAUGAGUCUUGAUGUCAUUUUUAAAUUUAGGUUAAACUCAUAAAAUAACCACUUAAACUAAAAUAUUGUUUAUCUACUUCAGCUGUGAUAGCCAUCAGAUCCUUUGAAUCUCAAAGGUGAUUUCAAAAGCCAUAUCGUGUAACAGCUAAACUCAUUUUUCCCCAUCACAAUAGCGCCUGCUAACCUGGCAUUGCAUUGCAGUUUGCACAUUGUUUAUUGGUGUGUAUUUGUGCUCUUAUAUUAGUCAUUUGACAGGAGGUAUAGUCUCCCUCCCUGCAGACAUGGGGGUUAUGAGUCCCAGCUGGGGCCCCUCUGCAAGGGCCUGUCUGUGUGCCCAGUGCUGGGGACCAGCCUCUUUUUACCCUUACUACAUUGUCUGCCCCCCCUCUUGUCCCAACCGCCUCAAUGUAUGCUUAUGUGCCGCAUCAGAUUGCAUAGGAGGUGUGGCAGAACAGCUGAAGGGGAGGGCCUACCUUUCAUUAGCAUUAUGCCGUACCCACACGGAUGUUUGCUCUUCGGAUUGUGUGGGCUAGCCAUGCCCAAACCGGAUUGUAUAUUUUAAUUACAGCUCAUCUCCUGAAUGUUAAUGGUGUCCAACAGUGCAAAUCUUCUGUUCAACAUGAGGGAUGGUGUAGUGUAAUACCAAUCCCAGAUUUUCCCCAGCGUUAAUCUGCUCGUUGUCCCAUAUCAGGAUCUUAUUUUCUGAUGUUACCAGUGAUAGGGUUGGGCGAUGUCAACCUUAGUCCUAUUGUGAUUAUGUACCCAUAAAACACACCCCUAUUGUACCCUCCAUAAAAUAAAAAAAAACGACAGUUGGCCUAUAGUGUGAAAUUGAAUGCAACUGGACGAAUCAUGACGAAAGAUGAUUUUUAAAAGCCUGGACAGAGGCUAAGUGCAGGCAAUGGCAAAUAUUUUCUAAUAUUCCUUUCUGGUGGAGGAGCAGAACAGGUUUGUGUGUGUGUGUCAGUGUGGCGCACACAUGAUAGAGCAGUGACUGUCUGAGGAACGGGCUGUCUUACCAUAGUGCGCUAGGUUAUAGGCCUACAUCAUGGGCUGGAUAGAAGCAGUCUUUCCCCUCAUUAAAUAAUAGAAAAAUGAAACUAGAUGGACAUUCUCCAUGAAGAAAAAUUGGUGGGACUUUAACUCUUUACAAGUGUCUUUGUGGUAGGGGAAGAAGUUUUAAAUGUUUUACUAAAACCAAGCAGUUAAAUAUAUUCAAAGUUACAUUUAGUAAAAUAAUUGGUCUGAUUGUUUUGAGACUACACUAUCAACUUUAUUACUUUGGAUUGUGGGGCAGCCACUCCUCCAUACAGACCUUCAGGUUUCGGGGCUGUCGCUGGGCAAUACGGACUUUCAGCUCCCUCCAAAGAUUUUCUAUUGGGUUCAGGUCUGGAGACUGGCUAGGCCACUCCAGGAUCUUGAGAUGCUUCUUACGGAGCCACUCCUUAGUUGCCCUGGCUAUGUGUUUCGGGUCGUUGUCAUGCUGGAAGACCCAGCCUCGACCCAUCUUCAAUGCUCUUACUGAGGGAAGGAGGUUGUUGGCCAAGAUCUCACGAUACAUGGCCCCAUCCAUCCUCCCCUCAAUACGGUGCAGUCCUCCUGUCCCCUUUGCAGAAAAGCAUCCCCAAAGAAUGAUGUUUCCACAUUCAUGGUUGGGAUGGUGUUCUUGGGGUUGUACUCAUCCUUCUUCUUCCUCCAGACACGGCGAGUGGAGUUUAGACCAAAAAGCUCAAUUUUUGUCUCAUCAGACCACAUGACCUUCUCCCAUUCCUCCUCUGGAUCAUCCAGAUGGUCAUUGGCAAACUUCAGACGGGCCUGGACAUGUGCUGGCUUGAGCAGGGGGACCUUGCGUGCGCUGCAGGAUUUUAAUCCAUGACGGCGUAGUGUGUUACUAAUGGUUUUCUUUGAGACUGUGGUCCCAGCUCUCUUCAGUUCAUUGACCAGGUCCUGCCGUGUAGUUCUGGGCUGAUCCCUCACCUUCCUCAUGAUCAUUGAUGCCGCACGAGGUGAGAUCUUGCAUGGAGCCCCAGACCGAGGGUGAUUGACCGUCAUCUUGAACUUCUUCCAUUUUCUAAUAAUUGCGCCAACAGUUGUUGCCUUCUCACCAAGCUGCUUGCCUAUUGUCCUGUAGCCCAUCCCAGCCUUGUGCAGGUCUACAAUUUUAUCCCUGAUGUCCUUACACAGCUCUCUGGUCUUGGCCAUUGUGGAGAGGUUGGAGUCUGUUUGAUUGAGUGUGUGGCAGGUGUCUUUUAUACAGGUAACGAGUUCAAACAGGUGCAGUUAAUACAGGUAAUAGGAGAUCACAUUUUAUCACAAAUAACUACACUCAGACUAGCCUACUACACUGUUAUCCACUCUCUUACUACAAUACCACAGUGUAUAUGCAAACUGUAAUAAUAGAGUACAGAAGACAUAGAAAUAUGAGUUAUAGAUUUGUCAUUAAAAGCAAGUUUAAGAAGCGGUAGAUCGGUUCUAUGUGCACUAUUUCUAUGCUUCCCGUUCUUAAGUUUAGUUUUUGGCGUCUUUACUUUCAGUUUUGUACACCAGCUGAAAAUACAAUAUUUUUGUUUAUGAAAAAUAUAUUUCACAGUGGUUUAGAUGGUACAAUGAUUCUCUACACUAUACUGGCUUAUUUUGUGAUUGGUUGUAAUUAUUGCUGUUUUGAUUUCAGAUUUGAAUAUCAGAGAAGUAGACCAAGGUGUCAUACCCUUUUAAGUUUUUAUCUAUGAUGUGUUGUUGGGGAAAGUGGUCAAGGUAGCUGAUUUGUGUUAAAAGUCACAUUUGCUCAUUUGGUGUUUCUCAAAAUGCAUACCACCGUGCUCCGAGUACGGGAGGGUCGGAGUAUGAGUCCAAAUCAAUGUAUGCGACAGAGGGCACUUCUCGAACGCGUACUCUGUUUGCACAUAUUUUGAAGCAUGCGUCGACGCAAGCUUCAAUGUAAAGUAUGCACAGAAAUGUGAUGCAACCACGUAAAAAGUGGCGGUCAUUAUUUGAGCUGAAGCGAGAGAAAAUACACUCCGACUUCGGAAUGAAAUGUUGCUUAUUCACAUCUUAUAUGUUGCCUGACUAUGUUUUAUCUUGAUACAUUAAUAAAACAUGCUGUGUUAAUUUUGGUAUGUUUACUUGCCUACAAUACCCACUGUAGUGUGCGUAGAUUGCAAGCCCAUAGUAAGUCAAUAGGGCUAACUGGCUAGCUACUACUGUUAGCUAGCCAGAUAGUCACUAAUAAUUGUUAGCUAGCUAGCUACCUACAAAGAUUUGACAUCUACCUUGCAUAACAUUUGAGGUCAUUUUUGCCUGUUGAACUAGCUGGCUAGAUUAUUAUGAUUCACAUAUAGCUAGCUGAUAAGUAAAACGUUUGCUUUGCGUAUAUCUUGUUUCGUUUCUAUUGUUGCCAUUGUCCUGGCUGGAAGAAGGUUCAGUGGAGGUGCAGCGUAAGGUAAUAAAGUACUGCGAGUGCUUCUCAAAUGUAAUGUUUUAUGCGUUCUCCACACUCGUCCUCACAAUAAUGUACUCAAGAGAACGUCCUCAGAGAAUGCACUCGGCGCUUGAGAGUGUGGAGCGCGGUAGCAUGCAUAUUGAGAAACAUCAAUUUUCUCAUGCUUAGACUGUGCUCCCCCAUUGUUAUAAUUUGAAAGUUCUGAAAAGUUCCAUGGCAGUUAAUUCAACAGUGGAAAGUUGGCUAAAUUAGUUUGUUACUAAAACGGCUGUACUAUAGGUAGUAGAUAUUUCUGUUCUUAUUUCCAGAUUUGAAUAGUAGAGGAAGAUUUCAUACCCUCUCAUAACUUUUUGUCUGUUGUUCGGAAAGUGGUCAAAUUGACAAAAAUGUAUACAACAAGUUAUUGAUGUGGAUACUAAAACAGCUGUAUCGUUAGAUCUGUACAAUAUAUUUUUGUUCUGAUUCCAUAUUUGAAUAGCAGAGAGGUUGAUCAAGAUGUCAUAUCCUAUAACAUUUUGUCUAACUUGUUGGGAAAGUGGUCAAAGUAGCUGAUUUGUGUCAAAAGUUACAUUGUUUACAGUGAAUGUGAAGUAAUGAUAUCACAAUGGGGUGCUUUAGCCCAUACAAUGACUUCAGAAAAUAUUCACACCCGUUGACUUUUUCCACAUUUUGUUAUAAGGUGGGAUUAAAAGUGAUUUAAUUAUUAUUUUUUGUCAACGAUCUACACAAAAUACUCUGUCAAAGUGGAAGAAAAAUUCUAACAUUUGUAGAACAUUAAUGAAAAAUAAAAGUAUCUUUAUUAGAUAACUAUUCAACCCCCUGAGUCAAUACAUGUUAGAAUCACCUUUGGCAGUGACUACAGCAGUGAGUCUUUCUGGGUAAGUCUCUAAGAGCUUUGCACACCUGGAUUGUACUAUAUUUGCCCAUUUUAAAACAUUACAAAAUACAACAAAUAUAUAUUCUUCAAGCUCUGUCAAGUUGGUUGUUGAUCAUUGCUAGACAGCCAUUUUCAAGUCUAUUCAGUUUAUUUUUAUACUAAAAAAAACUCCCUAGUUGUUGCCGAUGACAAACAUACCCAUAACAUGAUGCAGCCACCACCAUGCUUGAAAAUAUGAAGUGGCACUCGGUGAUGUGUUGGAUUUGACCCAAACAUAAUGCUUUGUAUUCUGUACAUAAAGUUAAUUUCUUUGCCACAUUUUUUAGCAGUUUUACUUUAGUUUUGGAAUAUUUUUAUUCUGUACAGGCUUCCUUCUUUUCACUCUGUCAUUUAGGUAAGUAUUGUGGAGUAACUACAAUGUUGAUGAUCCAUCCUCAGUUUUCUGCAAUCACAGCCAUUAAACUCUAACAGUUUUUUAAAGCAUUUAGAAGCAUUUCACUACACCUGCAAUAACAUGUGUAUGUGACCAAUAACAUUUGAUUUGAAGUCACCAUUGGCCUCAUGGUGAAAUCUCUGGGCGGUUUCCUUCCUCUCCGGCAACUGAGUUAGGAAGGAUGCCUGUAUCUUUGUAGUGACUGAGUGUAUUGAUACACCAUCCAAAGUGUAAUUAAUCACUUCACCAUGCUCAAAGGGAUAUUCAAUGUCUGCUUUAUUUGUAUUUUUUACCCAUCUACCAAUGGGUGCCCUUCUUAAAUUCACUACUCGACUGAGGGACCUUACAAUUAUCUGUAUGUGUGGGGUACAUGGAUGAGGUAGUUAUUCCAAAAUCAUGCCUGGGGCGGCAGGUAGCUUAGUGGUUAAGAGCGUUGUGCUAGUAACCGAAAGGUCGCUGGUUCUAAUCCCCGAGCCGACUAGGUGAAAAAUCUGUCUGUGCCCUUGAGCAAGGCACUUAACCCUAAUUGCGCCUAGAAGUCGCUCUGGAUAAGAGCGUCUGCUAAAUGACAAAAAAAAAAAAAAAUAGUGUACAUGCCAGUUAUUAUGUGACUUGUGAGCACAUUUUUACUCCUGAAUUUAGUUAGGCUUGCCAUAACAAAGGGGUUGAAAUCUUAUUGACUCAAGACAUUUCAGCUUUUCAUUUUUUAUUUAAAAAAAUGUCUAGAAACUGUCCACUGACAUGGGGUAUUGUGUGUAGGCCAGUGACACACAAUCUCAAUUUAAUCCAUUUAAAAAUCAGGCUGUAACACAACAAAAGGUGGAAAAAGUCAACGGGUGUGAAUACUUUCUGAAGGCACUGUAACAUAUUUAUUGAAAUAGGCAAAUAUUGUCUCAUUCACAUUUUUAUUAACCUCCACUGUUGUAGCUCAGCGCAUAAGAAUUUCACUGUACCCUGUGGUUACAUCAGCGACCCUGUGCAUGUGACUAAUAGACUAUCUAGGCUAAACUGUCUCACAUCAUGUCGUCGCCAUCGACGAUGGUUGUCAAUCGUCGUCGAUAGACGAUGCUAUCGUAAUAUCGCCCAACCCUAACCAGCAUCCUGUUCUACUCUGUUCCUCCUGUGCAGGUGUUCCACUCCUCUGUCAACUCCACUACCAAGGACAGGGUGUGUUAGUAACUGUCAGUCACACACCAUAUCAGGAAUGGGAUUUGAGUUGUGGUGGUAGUAGUAAUCAAGGUGUAUUAGCAUAGCCUAGUUAUGCCAAUAGUCCUCUCCUAGUACUGCUGAAAGGGCUGAAGGAUAGAGAAGCAACACAAUGUAAAAGUCUUUGAGGUGCUUUGCUUUAAUGUUUCGGUCUCCACAUCCGCAGUGUGCUUUGUGGGUGCCUAGAAAGAGCACUGUUAUUUUCCACACAGCAGAUUUGGUGGAGAGACUGAACCACUCAGUGUCUCUUUUCAGGGAAGGUGACAGCAUGAAGCUUUUAUCUCCACAAUGGCUGACAUUGAUGCUGUAAUUACUGACACUCCUCUUCUGUGCAUUCUGUCUCAUUAAAGUCCUGAGCCCCUCUUUCUCUCUCUCUCUCUCUCUCUCUCUCUGUGGAUUUGAUUCAAGCCCUUUGUUCUCCCUGGAGAAUCCACCCGUGUGAUUUGAUUGGUGGCUAGUGGCUACUGAUGGAGACGUGAAUCUCAUUUGUGGGGAGGUGUUUGUCUGUGGGACAGUCAUAUAGGGGUGCCCGAAUGGAUACUAUUCCCUCCUUAGCCUAUAAAGAACGGUUUCUUUACUCAUUGAGCGGUUCCUUCGCUUUCACUCCCUUCAAUGAACAAACAGGAGCACAUGAAGAAGGAAUAUCAGACAUGAUGGCAGCCUAACACACUGUUUAGUGACUGGGCCAAUGGAGCUAUCAGAGAGAGAAUCUGCUUUGGGAGAGACUAGUAUUGGAUUGCAUGUAUGGGGACAGGCAAAUAAAGUAGUGAUCUCUUUUGACCUGUGGUUGCUUCCACCUUGAAAGGGUAAUCCCAGCCAGCAAGGCAUCCCCUUGGUGUCUGCACCAUGCUCAAAUCGAUUUGGUUUCUCCGGGCUGGGUUUGACGCUUACUUUUGUCUUAGUUUAUUUCAUGCAUUGAUGGUGUAGAAUACAGUAGGUGUAUGAAGCUCCUAGGUUUGAUGGUCCUAUGCUUGUGGUUUUUCGCAGUUAAUCUCCUGUCCUUACACUGAUGACAGUUUUGCUCAUUCUGACUGGUUAUACGUUUGGCUGGGCUUUAGAGAUAUAGUCAGACCCCAGAUAAGGUAGAUGGUAUAAUUGAGUGGAGGGCAGAGAGGGGCCUGUCUGGAUCAGUCAUGGGCUCAGGAGGACAGAACUCUCUCGUCUGACAGAUUCUCACUCCGUCUGCCAUCUGUGGUCUCUCAGCCACUGACCUGAGUGGACAUAUAUGGCCUGUGUUGGAUUUUGGACAGCUUGAGCGCUUUCAAUUAGAUAUGGUUUGGUAUAUUCAAAAAGAUGGGUAUUGCAGAUGUGAUGCUCCGCAUCUACUAAUUUGUUCUACCAAGUGAAUGCAUUUACUUUGUGCAUGGUAGAGGAGAGGAUACCAAGUAUAUUUGGCAGUGCAUGUGCAGUAGCUCCUUCUGUGACUGAUUGUACUGCCAAUGAGGAGGGCUGCGAUAAUGGCUCCCUCUUUAGGUCACUGGGUAACACUGGGCGCUGAGCCGUCUUUUUUAUUGUGGUCAAGGUAGGGGGAGGGAAAGACCGGACAAAGGAAAGCAAACUGGAUAAAUUAGGAUUUCGUCUCCUUUUGAAAUAGGUGUAGCCUACAUCUGGCAACGGUGUAUAACCAUUGCACAAAUAUGAAACUGAACACAGGAUGUAUGCAUAAAUUAAUCUCAUAAUGCCUUUGUAACAAAUCCACAGAUACAACAUGCUUGAUUUAUGUUGAGCACAGAACGCAAAUACCUACUCUUAUUUGAUGUAGCCUAAUGUUGCCACACACUCAGCCUCACCUCUUUUACUGUGUUAUAUUAUGUUCAAUACAAAGGUAACUGUAUACAUGAAUAGAUGUUAAUACAGCUCAGGUGUUGGUGUGGCCACGUAGGCUAAUGUCUGUCAAUCUUGCGCAUAUGGACACAGAAAUGUGCAGAUACCAGACAUGUAGACACUUCACGUUCUCUGUCCCUCUAAGCAUGCACAAAUAGAGCCCUGGGGAUGGCCUUCCAUCCUCCUCUGUUUCUCUCCCAGCUGCAUUUCACAUUCACCUCCUCCCCUCAGUCCCCUGAGAUCAAUGCUUGCACCCCUCCUGCUGCUCCUGAAAUCUACCUCAAAGCCACAGCCGCUCUCCUCUCGUUGAGGCAACAAAAACACUUGCAAUUGAAUUUUGUCUUUGUACAUGUAUGUAAAGAAGUGGAAUAACUCCUUAGGCGGUCAGUGUGUAAUGUGUAAUGGGUCAAUAGCACAUUGUUCUGACUAUAAGCUGGUUUCACUCUAAGCGGUCUGGGGAUGUAAUAGGAAUUUCCAGGUGAACAAAAGAGCAGUCACAGAAAGUCAAUCGCAAAUCAAUUCUGUUUUACAAGUUGCAACAGAGAGACACCUCCAACACAGAAGCAGAGAAAAUGUCUAACUGGUCUUCUCUGAGAAGGCCCUUAUAUUCUAAACAGCAGACAACGGUUCUGUAAACCCGAGAGGCUAUUGGGAAGUCAAAACAAAAGGCAUGGACUUUGUAAGUUGCUACAGAAUCAGUGUUUCACAGAAUACAAUCGCAAUCACUGUGUCCUUGUACCUCCAGUCUGGCGUCAAUCACUAUCAACAGAUAUGAGUUUAACCCAUAACAUACAGCAUCCAGUUUAGUGACAUCAACCCAAGUGUCACAAACAGAACACUAGAAACCAUUUCUGUAUUACAGAAAGGGAAAAUGUAUAAAAAUGCUAAACAUUGUUAAUCACUCUAACCUGAAUGUGAACUUUAUUCAUCUUAAAUAUUCCUAUUACAGUGAGCCAUAGAUGUGUUCAGCUUAGAUAGGUCUCCCUCUCUCCCUCCAUCAGGCUUCAUUAUGAAGGGGAGAGGAGAUCUAAUGAAAGCUGCUGCUCUGUGGAUUGUUCUGACUUCCUCAGCCUGGCUGUCCCUAGGAUCUCUCUUCCAUCUAAUCUGACUCUAUCUGGCUGCAGAUGGUCUUCUAGUCACUCGGCUGGUCAGACACAAUGAAUCCGAUGGAGCAUUUUGCAAGCAGUUUUCACUCAGCAGAACCUUUAUUCAGCUAGAUAUCUCUGUUGCUGAGCUGACAUUAAAGUGCUAUUGCACCUGGCCUUAGUAUAAAAAUGUCAUCCUUCCAGUUAGGCUAGUUCAGCCACUUUAUAUUUCCUGUUAAACCGGUUGUAUUUGGCAUUAAUAUGAUAACAAAGAGUUCUGGUAACAAAGUGUUCUGGUGACCUUUCCUCAGACUGAUGUUCUUUUCUGUCCUUCCCAGAUGAAGGUGCAGGGUGAUGUCACAGCACAGAUGUCGGAGAUUGUGAGGCUGAAAGGUAAGAGCAGACACUGGCCAGCAGAGGGCACACUUCUGUUGGGGUCUUAUGGCUAGCAGAAGGCAGUAUGGGCUUGUAUUACCAUAGAUGGAGCCUGGAGCAGUAACAGCAGUUUGCAUAAUGCUGUUAGUGCUGUUAAGAUGUUUUAUCUCAAGUCCCAAGUGGACUCUAAUGCAUACAGAUUUGCAAUGUUGUCAUUCCUAGUUUCUUUAUUGAAUGAUUGUCCAACACUAAAGCUGUAGCCUAAUAUCACUGCAUGGGUUGAAAUUGCAUUUGUCCAUAGAAUAUGAACCCUAAGGUUAUAUUGUGUGUUUUUGGGGGGGUGUAGAGCAGCUGAAGGAGCUGAAACAGGAGUUUAUGAGGCAGGAGAUCCAGCUGAGGGAGGUGAAGAAGAACAGCACCAAUCUGGAGAGGAAGCUGGAGUAUGAGAGGUACAGAGAAUGAACUCUUUCAAUAAAUCUUUCAUGUUCUUGCUCUAGGCUCACAAAAUCACAGCAAAAUUGAGGUUAUAAUGACUAUCGCACCAAUAUAGCCAUUGGUGUGAAUUCUAACACGAGCUUCAUUGCUUUUCUCUCUGAUUUGUCUAACCAAUUGUUUGUGUGUAUGUUAGUUUGCAGUGUGGGCGUCAAAUCACACAACUAAUGGACGAGUAUAAAGAAGCUAAAAAGACCCUGGAGGAGGAGGCGGUGGAGCUGAGAAAGGUGAGGCCCUCUAUCAGAGCACCUAGUCAUGAUGUCCCUACCUUUCCUUUCCCCGUAAUGUAAGUGGUUGUCUACCACCCCCUGCUGGUGUUCAUAGAUCAUACACUGUGGAAUAUCCUUUGUCCUGGAUGUCAGCAGCUCUGCACUUAGUCAUUGUGACUUUUUUGCUUACCCAGCAAUAGUGAUUAUAUUCAUCCCUCUCCUCUCUGUUUCUUCUCCCUCCCCUCCCUCCCCACCCUCUGCAGAGUGUGCUGGAUAGCAGGAAGGUCGGAGCUGCAGAAGGAGGGACUGAGGUGGAGACAGCAGAAGAGCACCACACUGUGGCCACACACCAACGAGACACUGACCUCAAAGGUAACAUUACAACCAGCUCAUAUUGCCACAUUCUGCCUGUGUAAUAUGUUUCAGAGCUAACCCACCCUCUCUCCCUCCACCCCACCCACUCUACUCUCCCUCCACCCCAUCCACUCUUUUCUCUCCCCAAUCUCUCUCUCUCCCUCCCUCCUGGCACAGAAGAUUUGGGCAAGCCUGGCAGUGAUGCUGGCAUGCCUGGUAUUGAGGACAGUGAAGUGGGAAAAAUAGAUGAUGUGCAAUUUGGUGAGUAUUUAUUCUCUCUGGUUAUUCUACUUUUGAUGAUGACCCUGGCAGUAAGUUGUGUCAACUGUCCUCCUCCCCUCUCAAGUGGAACUGUCCUCCUCCCCUCUCAUUGUCUCUAGCUCUGAAGAAGCCAGCCAUCACCCAGAACCACAUAGAGAUACCUGAUACUGGGUUAAGAGAGGUGGGGGCUGGUAUGGGAGCAGAGGCGGGUGCAGGGGCAGGUGAGGGGGCUGGGCGAGACCUCUCUCUGGACCGGCCUGUGCUCCAGAUUCAGGACAAGGUCCUAGGGUUGGGGAUGGAGGGGCGAGCGGGGGCCCUCCAGCAGCAGCCCCCCCAGGCGGUGGCAGACAGACCCAUCCUCUUUGACGAGGACAACAAGGCAGCCAUCCAGGCAGAUGAGUUCGGAGAGCAGCACAGACCGCUUAGAGGUAUGUCAACUCAACUCAUGCUCCACACACUACAUAUUUGCAUUUUCAAUGUACUUUAUUAGUUUUGCUGCACAGAGACAAAACCACUUAUUUAGAACAGUAAUGCUUUAGUGGUGACAUGCUAUCAUGGUCUGCCAUUGAGUUUGAGACUUGAGGCCAUGGCCUGGGUAUUGCUCUGACUGGGCUCUUAAUGGCUGUGUGCAGCAGAGGCUCCGCUGCUCUUGGCCUCUCUUCAACUCCACACUAGCUGCCAUAAAACGUGAGCCAUGCUGGCUUCCUGUUUUUAGUUCAGAUUUUUUUUUCAUGGAAUGUUUGUGUAGAAAAUGGAGGGAAAAGUAUUGUUGGCGCAGUGCUCUGCUCUCUGUUUGGCAACCUCUGUCUUUUUAAAGGUGAUUAAUCCUUUUCUCCCAGAGAUUGAAAACAUGCUCCUUCAAACUGUAAGCUAGCUUUCUGUGAAGGAGCACAUUCAGUACUACAGGACAGAGUUCACCCUAAACCUCUCUACUGUACAUUUGAAAUGAAAAGCCCAAAAAGGAUGACCAAAUUUCUGGUGAAAUAUUUCUAACAGAAAAGUCAUUAUUGAUGCUACCUCUGUUUCGCUGUCUCCUUUAAGCUCCUGACAAUGUGAUGAAAGCAGAUGGUGUACAGAGGAAAGGGGCAGGACUGCCUCCUAACCCCGCCCAGGUGCCUAACCCUAUAGAACCUCGGCAUGCCAGAGACCCCAAGCCUGCUGAGCCCCUGCGUCACAGACAGAGUGAGUGCCUCCAAAGGCUGGUGGAGAUGGGGGGGGGACUGAGGACCUCUCAGUACACAGGAGAUGUGACACAUGGAGACUUAUGCUGUGGUUGUGUCUUUACUCUGAAAUGUAACUGCAGCGUCCCAGUAAGAAGAGCUUCUCUCACUUGCAGAUGUGUCAAGGUUACAACAUAACCUUUACAAUAACAUAAGCUAUUUUUGAACGCACUCUGCAGUCCGAGCCCUAUCUAGAGUUUUCUUUCUCAAGGUUGCGUUAGGUCUACUAUAAGUGGUUGCCUUCCCUAGCUAUCAGGGUUUUAACAAACCUUCCUCAACACUGCUCAUAAAGUCAUUCAUAUUAGAGGUGCUGUCGCCACAGACUGAAUUGAGAGAUGGCCAGAUGCCAUAGAGUACGCACAGUGAGAGAGGCCCCCUGACUUCAAGGGUCUCAGGGUGUUCCUUCCUGCUGCCUGCCUGGCUUCAGCUCUGCUCCCUCCCUCCCUCCCUUCGCUGCCUACUCUCCAAACAAUACCCCAACCAGCUGCCCUGCCAGCUACCCUUCUCCUUGCUUCAUCUUCACACACUCUGCACCACACAUACACACACAUGUUUUCCUCCCAAGUUCCUUUACACUGACAUCACUUCAUUGCCAAUUACUUUUUUUUUCUCCCCCAAAAAAACCCCUUAAACAUAUAUACUAUGCCUCCCUCCCAUACCUUUACUGUCCAACCCAUCACCUCCUCCUUCAGUCCAUCUCAUACCCUCCAUUUCUUAGUUUCAUCAUCCUCUCUUUCAUUCACUCUCUCCCCCUUCUUCUGACUCUGUCACAAUCUCUUUGCUUCCCUCCCUUCCUGAUGGGGCCCUUCUCUGCCUCUACAGGCCGUUUCUUUGAUGAGAACGAGUCCCCUGUAGAUCCGCAGCACGGCUCUAAGCUGGCGGACUACAAUGGGGACGAUGGGAACGUGGGUGAGUACGAGGCGGACAAGCAGGCCGAGCUGGCCUACAAUGAGGAAGAGGAUGGUGAUGGUGGGGAGGAAGACGUCCAAGGUGAGCCAGGCCAGGGGUCUUCAAGUCCAGCUGUAUCACCAUUUCUCCCUCCUCCACUCCUGCUGCCCCUGCAUUAGAUUCAGUACCACCAGCUCGGCCAUAGCUCACAGCACCCUGAGUUACCCACCAUUCCUGUCUCCGGAACAUCCAUAACCAACCUCCCCUCAGGAUCUAAGCCUGAGGACUGUUCAGUGGGUCAUUUAGGCUGGAGGGCAAGCCUCCCAUCAUUGUAUACCACAAUAAAGCCUUACCUCUACAUGUGGAUAGGGGCACUUCUCUCCCUCAGUGACUUAUGGUUCUGUGUGACUCCACUCCAAUGUCUGCAUGCCCCAUCCAGCUGUGCGCUUCCCCACUGUCUGUGCUCCGCCACCUGUCUGUGCCCACUGGACAUCUGUGUACACCUGCAGUAGAUGAAUAGAUGCUGUGUUUGAGUAGUACUUGAAGUUUCAAAUGCAUGUGCGUUCUGGUCUUAUCAUUAUUAUACGGCUGUCAUUCAUUUCUCCACGACAGGUUAGAUUGUGAAGUGUUUUGUGUGUUAACCUUUAAUGUAAAUGUAAAUCAUAACCAUUUAUAACAGCUGUUGUUGUUCCUGCCAUUGAAAGUGCCAUUUUCGAAUAGGCUACUGUGAUGACAAAGUAGUGUUAAGGAAUUCUAUGGCGGACAUGGGACAAGACUAAUACAUACAAUAUGUUGCUCUUCUAUUGAGCAUUCCUAAUGAUAAUCUUUAGGGAUUUCCUUUUAAAUCUAUCUAGCAGCUGUUAUUUAGGGAUGAGGGAGAUGACUACUCCCUGAUGUUCUGUCCUCAAUCUCCUUUCAGAUGAUGAAGACCGAGACAUGCAGGGAGACCGGGCAGUGGACUAUGGAAAGAGACGUCAAGCCAUCGACAUUUUGUAAACCUUAUCAACUUGCUCUAGGAUCUUACUGAAAUGGAGUGGGAUAGCAAAUUCGAGCAAAAGGGUUUAUUCCUCCGCAUUUUGUUUCACUGUUGCUUCGGAUGUCAUUCUUAGGACUGGUUGGAAUCAUGAAGACGUUUUAGGUGCAUCUCUUAUGGCGAUGGACUGUUCUGAAGACACGGUACAGAUUAUUAUUCCAUGAAGCAGUUUGACCUAAAACCAUGUAUCAUUGAAUCUAUAAAACAAUUCAUGAUAAUAUGGUUCUGUGCAGCCGUUGACUUGCAAAUAAUGAUUUUAUAAUUUAUUUGGUAUUAGAAUUCCUUAGCGAUUACAAUGAUAUAAUGUACAAGAGUGCUAUACAGUGUACAUUUGUAAUGUUUUUUUCAUGACAGAUUAUGAAGGCUUUUGUUUUGUUUACUACUUUGAAUGAACUGUCAGCUGCAAGAAUAGACUGUAGUGGUCUGAAAGAGCCAGUUUGGCCCAGAACAUCGCUGGCUUAGAUGACUCUGUUGCUGACCUGGUCACCUAGACUGGCAGGCAUAGCAUAUUGCUUGAAAUGGGGAACUUUAAUUUUACUUGUCUUUACCUAAAAAGGAAUAUGUUUCCCUUCUGAUUUGGGACAGCUGUUACUUGACAAAGAAAAAAAACCUGAAAACUGUUGCUCCGAACUGUGUCAAUGAAUUUGACGCUUUCUCUCUUAUUGUUGGACUCUUGUAUGGACGCCCACACUUCAAACACAGCUGCUCCAACCAACGCAGCGCUUCUGCCAAGGACUUCUCAUGGCUUCUUAAACCUCUUUGUUCAUCUUAUUUCUGUCACAGACAUAACACUCCAAAGUGCAUGCAAUCUUUAUUAAUCAACCUGAAGAACGUCUUGAAGCUGGAUACAAUACUUAGACCAGUUUAGAAUUAGGAAUCCUGUGGAGGACUAAAAGCUCAAUGCACACCUGUCCUGCUAAUAAGAAUGGACUACAGUAGGCAUAGAUGUACAUAUUUGAACUGUUUCUAUUUUAACUGUAGGACUCGAGAGACUAUUCUUCCUUGAAAUAAUAAGCAUAAAAUCAGUUUUGUUUGUCUAAAAGUUGGUGAUUUCAUAUGGAAGGUCGGCAUAUUGAAUGUACGCUGCUGAUGUUUUGGUUUUUCAAGAUCAUAAUGUAAUUAAGAUAUUUGGGUAGUUAAUUGUUACAACUGUACAAUUUAGAUGCUAAUGGAUAUAACUGUGAACCAGUCAGCCAGUCCCCAACUAAGUUUUCCCUCAAAUUCCAACGUGUUACUUAUCUGCUGGGGAUUAUUAAAAGCUGUUGGUAUCACUGAUCUUGGGGGCAAUUAAUUUAUCAUUUCAUACU
Molecule: messenger RNA, 16842 nt
Organism: Coregonus sp. 'balchen'
Lineage: Eukaryota; Metazoa; Chordata; Actinopteri; Salmoniformes; Salmonidae
Source: the annotation of a GenBank genome assembly